AUUGAGUUACUGCUUCAAUGAAUAGCUGUGACAACUGUUGACAAUUAAAUAUUCUAUCAUUAAAGUAAUUUUAAUAAUGUGAUAGUUCUUUCAAGUGGAAAUUUUAUAUUUUAAUACAGUUAAAUAGUGAAGUAUGUUUUAGAUUAAAUUUUAAUUAGGUGUUAUUAAAAAAAAAUGUGACUUACUUUGGGGGGUGGGGGGGUCUGAGAUUUGUGUAAGUUUGUGACCCGGGGAGGGGGGGGGGAGGAGGGUUAAAAAUGGUCUAAAAUAGUGUGACGUACUUUUUGGACGGCCACUUAGUUUGUUAUUCAUAUAUAUUUAUUUAAGUAUUUAAUUAAUUUAUUCUCAUUGUUUGUGUUUAUGAAUAGCUAAAAAAAUAGCCACCGUAUUUAACAUGUUAGUAUUUUCAUUAACAUUUACAGUUAUCCGAAAUGGCCAGCAAGACACAAGCUCAGAGAUUUAUAAACUUAAUAAACCAGCAAAUUGAUAUACUUAAGGGAGAGAGGAAAAGUGUACUAGAGGCUGUAGACGAUGCUAUCAAUCAGGUAGAUCAUUUUUGGAGUUCAUUUUGUUUUUAAAUAUUAAAAAGUUAAAUUAUUAUUCAGCACAUUUUAAUUUUAAGAAACUAAACAUUUUACAAAACGAUAUUACAUUUUGUUUAAAAAUCGCGUUCUUGAUCUAUAAGAAUAUAUGUGAGUCAGUUAAAUAUAAAGCUUACAUAAAACCAUUAAAAUGAGUUUGGUUUCAAUUGUCAUCUUGUAUCGAACGUGUAGGUACAACUUGAAGUAGAUACCUGGGUGAAUGGAGGACUUGUCAAUCAAACUACAUUUUCCCAAAUGAACAACAGAAUUACUCAAGUUAUAGCGUUGUUCAUGACUAAGUCAGAAGAAAUCUCAGGUAAUCUAAAUAAAAGUGUCAACAAGUAUUUGUUUGAUUCCAUAUAUAUUAAUCUUUCAUGAAUACAUGAAAUGAUGCAUUUGAUUGUUUUACUUUUAAAAAAAAAAUAUUUUUUAAAUAUAUUUUUAAAAACUUUGUUAUCAAAUAAAAGGUGAUGGAAUUAAGGCAAAAACCAUUUUUAGUAAAACGAUAUUUAAAAAAUCGCUAUCGCAAAUUUUAAUUUUACUCAAUUCCUUUUAUUGAUAAAUAUAAAACAAAAUGUAUUUAAAUAAGGUAACUUAGGUAAUGCAUGUUUAAUUAUUAAUUUUCUUUGCAUCAUAAGGUUUAGAGAUUAAGGAAAAUAAAAGUGAUCUAAAUCAAACACAUGCGGCAACUAGCAGUGAUUCGACAAGUCCUAAAACCAACUACACAAGGGAAGAAGCCCAAGAUAGAACAAUAUUUAGUACAGAAAAAACACUAAAUAAACCAGGUGAAACAAUUUGUUAACAAUCGCUCUUUUCGUAAUAAUUAUGUUCGCUUGUUAGUAUUAAAAUAUAUUCAUAUUUUCAAAACUGCAUCGUUAAAUCUAAAUUAAAAAUAUAUUUUGAUCUGUUUUUAAAUACAGAUGUAGAUGCUUCUUACAUUACCACUACGAGAUUUGCCAUAUUAGAGGAAGCUGUAUUCUCACUUAAAAAGACAACAGAACAGGUUCAAGAUAAGCAAGAAAAAUUCAUUAAAAAAAUGGAAAUAUUAACAAAUGCAAAUAUAAAAUCUAAGAAAAAAUUUCAAGAAAGACUAACAGUACUUGAGAAACGAAACCAAGAAGUGUCCUCAAAUGUUGAUGAUUUUUUUGAAAAUGUAUCAAAUGUUGAUGUCAAACUAAACAGAUUAGAAGAAGAAAAUAAGUCUGUCAAUGUCUCAAUGAAAGAACUCAAUAAACAGAUCAGCUCUGUUAGAACUUGUAGCAAUGAAGCCCUUAUGUCUGUACAAAAUUUGUCAAAGAGCGUAGAGAGUACAAAUCAACAUUAUAAUGAGAUAUCUCAUAAAAUGAAUGAGCUGGAAAUGUCCAACAAUCGCAAGUCAACUCAGUACACAGAGAAAUUUGAAAGUAAAGGCAGUCUUAAUAAGGACAAAUUUGACGAUGUGGUAUGACUUAUUCUGUUCCCAAUAGUUUCAUUUGUAAGCUAUAUUUCAAGAAAAAAAAACAAUCGGAAAUGUCAUUGUGUUAGAUAAGUUAAUUUUAAAAGAUGUCAUUUGUUAAAUUGGAUCUUCAAAUAAAUUGUAUUAAAAUUCUUAGUGUAGUAAUACUUAAUAAAAGUUAUUUACUAUCUAAAUAUAAUAUUAGGUACAAAUUUUUGUGAAGCAACAGCAUGUUGAGUAUUUUCAUUAAAGUGAUAAUAUACAUUUGUAUUAGAUAUAGUGCAAUUUAAAAAUUGAAAAGUCCAUUGUUUUAAAUGUUGAAGAAAAAUUUUUGCAUCCAGAAUCUAUUCAGUUUUGAUGAUAAAUUAACCCUUUGCGUAGAUUGGUAUGGUUUGUCAGCUACUAUCUAAACGACUGUUUCCUUUGGAGAAAUUAAGUGAGACUUUAAACAAGAAUGUCAUCGUCAGCAAAGAACAUGUUUCAGAGGUAUGAGUGUACUAGUAACUAGAUUUUUUUUUUACACUGUGUAUUGUGGAUAAUUAUUUAAAUGUUAUUUGUCUCAUAGUUGUGAAUUGAGGAAUUGCAUACGGUUAAAAAUUUAAGAAAAAGGUAAUAACAAUAAAAAAAACACUAAUUAAUAUAAAAUAUAUUGCAUGCCAUUUGAAAACUUUGACUGGGCUGGUUUUGAUUCAAAUUUGCAAGGUUACAUUUUGAGGUAACCAUUUCUUUUCAUAUAAUAGCAAAAUUCUAACUGAAAAUUUCACCCAUGGAAACAUUGUGUCAAUGAAUGACCAUAGCUCAGAUCUCACGACCGUCUAUCAUUACAAGCAACAAAAAGCUCGUUUAAACAAAGCCAACAAUCUGUCAGCUAACUCUUACAUACACAGGGUAGGCCACAUAAGACUUGUCCAAGAUUGCUAUCUUUUGCAUAAUCAUCGAUGUGAUCGGGAGAUAUUGAGUGCAACUCACUUUUGAUUACGCAGAGAAGUACCGCUUGGUUGUAGCCACUCUAGUAUUUGUGAUACAAAUUAAAUUUAUUAAAAUUCAUACGUUUCUCUACCGCCCAUGUCGGGCUCUGACUUGCCUCACCUCUUUCUUCCGCUCAGUCCUAACUUAUGCGUUUCUUUACCAUGCUUGGCUUCCCAGAUGCUCUCGAUCUUCGUCCACUUCUUCAAUACAUUUAAGACUCGGCCUGCCUUCGAGCCGUUUUCCUCUAGGGAUUUGGUGGCGAACCCACUUCAUUAUUGUUUUCUCAUCUCUUUUAAAAAUGUCCCGCCCAGCGUAGCCUGUCCUAUUUACUUCUUCUUCCAGAAUGAGGUCCCGAUAAAAGGCAUACGAUUUCUUGUUGGUUCGUAUUCUCUAUCCAUAUUCUGCAGUUGUUGGUCGGUUUAAUUUCCCAAGAUCGUUUCUCUCUGUCUAUCUUUUCUGACGUUUUUCUUAGGGUAAAAGUUUCAAUAUAAAAUGUUGUUACGGAUCUUAUUACAGUUUUUAUUUAAUUUUCUUUGUUUUUCUUGCAUUGCUUUUACUUGUGUAUUUUAUGACAACUGAGGUAAAGUAAAAAAAAAAUAAGUCAGUCUAUUGAAGUUCUUGAAUCUAAAUCACAAAUGCAAUCAACUAUAAAACUCUAUCUAUCCAUCUAUCCAUCCAUCCAUCCAUCCAUCCAUUCAUCCAUCCAUCCAUCCAUCCAUCCAUCCAUCCAUCCAUCCAUCCAUCCAUCCAUCCAUCCAUCCAUCCAUCCAUCCAUCCAUCCAUCCAUCCAUCCAUCCAUCCAUCCAUCCAUCCAUCAAUCCAUCCAUCCAUCCAUCCAUCCAUCCAUCCAUCCAUCCAUCCAUCCAUCCAUCCAUCCAUCCAUCCAUCCAUCCAUCAAUCCAUCCAUCCAUGCAUCCAUCCGUCCAUCCGUCUAUCCGUCUAUCUGUCCAUCCGUCUAUCCAUCCAUCAAUUUAUCCAUCCAUCUAUCGAUCCAUCCAUCUAUCUAUCUGUCAUAUAUAUGAAAUUUAAACGAUUGUUAUACAUUUCAAGGAAGCGGAUGGUGGAGAAAAGGCUGCGCUACUACACGGCACUGCUGAUACAUGGCGCCGUGGUGGAACGCCUCCGCGGCGAGAAGAUUGGCGGGGAUAUGGCCAGGAGGGGAGAUUACUGGUUAAGAAAAUGGCCCUUAGGGUAAAUGUUCCGGAGGGGAAAUGGCCCAGAGGCAAGACGGCUGGCGAGGAGACGGCGACGGUGAAUUGGCGAGUGAGAAAUUCCAAUGAUAUGAGGUCCCAUCACCCAGAGGGUCGGUCCAAUUCAGAAACUCGAGGCACAAUUUUGUAAAGAAAUAUCCUUAGGAGUAAGUAACUUAUUUUCUUCCAACAUUAGAAUGUUGUAGAAAAUGUGUUUGAUUUAAAUAGAUUUUCAGAAAAUUAAUAGUUGUUAUUCAAAGGAUUUAGUUAUAAUGCAUAUAAUUGCAAUAUUUGACGAAAAGUAUAAUCACUAUGUUAAAAAAAAAACUGCUAUGCAGACAUUUUAUUUGAUCCAUGAAAAAAAAUUAAAAAUACGGACAUCAUUUAGUCUCUCAUCGCUCAUUCAGCUUUAAAUGCUAUAACAUUUCCAUAUAAUAUUAUUUAAUGAAAGGCAUAAACAUGCCUCAAUUACUUGAAAUUGUAUAUGUUGCUUGUUGCUCUACUUUUAGAAUUGAUCAAACCUAUUCAUCUUUUGAUACACAAUGUGUUAAAUUUGCAAUUUUUUCUGAAUUAAAUAAUUGAUCAUUAACUUGAUGUAUUAUUUUAGAAUAAAUAAGUUCUGUCAUUGAGAAAAUAAUUAGAACCAGCAUUAUUAGUAAAUCAGGAUAUUUAUUUGCAUAUUUUUGAAGGUAGAAAUUAUUGACACAGAAUUGGCGGAAAUAUUGAGCAAAGUUACAGAAAUUGGAAAAGUUUCUUUAAAAAUUAUUACUCAAAAAAAAUAUUCAAAAAUUCUAUAAAAUAUAUUUUACGCUCACAUUAAAAAAGUCCUCAUUGUUUGUAAAAGAUUUUUUUUAAAAUUUGCUAAAUUAUUAACUAUAAAUUACGUUGCUUUUUUAAAAUUGAGAUGGUUUGUAUUUGAUAACGUUAGAUAUUUCAUUGUUUAUUUCAAAUUUAAAGAAAAAUUUUAACAAAUCUUGGAUUAGGAGCUUACAUCAUUGUGAUAUUAAGAUUAAUAACUUAAAAAUUAAAUUAUAUCUUUUUGGUCAACAGCUUUAUUCUAUGUUCACAUUAACUGAGGUUACAUAGGAAACAAUUUAAAAAAAAAAUUAUUCAACAUUAUUUUCCCAAAUAAUUAAUCUUCGCUCUGUGCUUCUCAAAACUUCUAACGUUAUAUCAUUCAUUUUUUAGCAUGUUUAAUAUUUUUAUCUUAUUUUGUUGACAUAUAUAAAUUCAAUCAAACUACUUUAGAAUUUCAUGACUGUAAAAAAAUGGAGACUUCGUGUUUUGACAUUAUUCUAUUUAUAAUCAGUUUAUUUUUGGGUUCAACUAACUUCGUACGUCACAUUAUUCCGUCGUCAGGAGAAAUCACUGCCCUCCUAAAAGUUUUUAUUUUUAAAUUGAAUGAGCAUUCAUAUAAAUGAAAUCGAAAAAAAUCCAACAACGUAUGACAGGGUGUUAGCUGCAUUUACAGUUGAAAAAGUAGUUUCCUAUAUACUUUACAUUUGGCAUAAAAUUGGAUGUGAAUAUAAAAUGUGUGGCAUGUUUAUUUGAAUUAACAACUAGAGAUCUUCCAGUGUUGAGGUGUAAAAAUUGUUUUUGUUAGGUUAGGACAUUAAAUAUGGAUAUCUGCAUCGUGUUUAUCGCAAUACAAGUUGUCCCUACUUAAUUAAUGUAUUCAAAAAUACAUCCAUACAACUUUAAGGAAAACAACAACAAAAUGACACUUAAAUUGAAUAACAUCAGUGAAGUUUUUUUAAUAAUUAAUGAAAGAUUUUUUUUGCAAUAGAGCAAUAAUUAAUAAUAUUAAAAAAAUUUUCGGACGCUAAUUGACCCCCUUCCCGUUAACUUUUGUAGCCGAAACUUGGCAUGUAGAUUAGUUGCCGAUGACAACAUAUUCCAUCAAAUUUUCAGCCUUACACCCAACACCCUAAAAUCUGUUGUUCCUUUUUUUUUUCAAGAGAAGAUGAAGAAAAUUUGAAAACAUUGAUUUCACAAAAUAAGAUUCAUGAUUAAUGCACUAAAUGAGAUUUAGGGGGCGGGGGUGGGGCGGGGGCGCAACUUGGGAAUCUUUUAAAAUGCAUUAUAUAAAUGCAUGUUUUUUCAAACUUUUUGACCCACUUCCCAUUAUCCGAUGUUACAUUUUAUAAAGGAUUUAUACAAAAUCUUUAAUUUUAGGCGUGGUUUAUUUUUUAAUAUUGUGUUUUAUCGAUUGACUUUCUUCUCUUUUUUAAAAAAAAAAAAAAAAAUUGACAAGAAUGACAGAAAAGACGCUGAUCAACUAAAUUAUUUUUAAAUAAAAUAAAUGUAAAAUUAAAGGAAAAUAAAUGAAAAAUUUUUAAUUUUAUGCGUGGUUUAUUUUUUAAUAUUGUGUUUUAUCGAUUGACUUUUUUCUUUUUUUUAAAAAAAAAAAAAAAAAAUUGACAAGAAUGACAGAAAAGACGCUGAUCAACUAAAUUAUUUUUAAAUAAAAUAAAUGUAAAAUUAAAGGAAAAUAAAUGGUAGUUAAAAUUCUACAACAGUCAUUUAGCCAAAACAUUUUUUUUUUAUUGUUCUGUUUUAUUUUUCCGAGUAAAUAUUAACCCGUUCCAAUACGUAUUUACUUGACACGAUUUGUACGCCAUCCAUCGUAUAAUUACGUUACACAAAUGACUAAGAACUAUUGCCAUGAAAACGAUUCAGGGAAUAGAGAUGUCAAUCAAUCCAAGUGUAAGUCCACGCUAUUCCUUACUAUGAUCAUUUUGUCAAUUUUUUUAAAAACUCUGCUAUUUUAAGCAUAAUUAAAUCAGACGUGCGCAUUUUCUCUUUUAACUUCUGUAGCUAGGUCGGCCCCGGGGGGGGCGGGGGUGGGGGGAGUAGGAGGAGGGUGUUGGGCGGUCUCUUCUUACAAGAACAAUUUGCGUGGACUCUAAAAUGUAUCGUUUGUACUAUUUGUGAUUAUCGCCUUUAAUAUUUCUAACAUGUAUGCAACAAAUCUUCAUUUGUUUAUGAAAUAUGUGUUCCUUUCUUUAAAACUACAAUUACUUAUGGCAUAAUGUAUCUCACAGAAUAAUCCUUGAAGCAAAAUCUAAAGGAAAAAAUCCUGACCAAAAAAACUUUUUUUUUUUUUUACUUUGAAUUAUGAUUUUAACCUUGCAUCACGAUAUUUUUAAUAAACCUUAAAUUGAUUUAAAAAAAAAAAUAAUUUGGUCGUAGGACAAAAUAAAUGAAAAAUGUAUCUCACAGAAUAAUCCUUGAAGCAAAAUCUAAAGGAAAAAAUCCUGACCAAAAAAACUUUUUUUUUUUUUACUUUGAAUUAUGAUUUUAACCUUGCAUCACGAUAUUUUUAAUCAACCUUAAAUUGAUUUAAAAAAAAAAAUCAUUUGGUCGUAGGACAAAAUAAAUGCAAAUUAUACCCAUAAAAACUAUGAUGAAUUGAAAAACAAACCCAUGUGCGUUAUGUUAGGUGAAUAUGGUUCGCUUUACUCUGAGACAAAAUACUAUUAUCAAGAGUAACGUGGGUAAUAUUUUUUUUGGACACAAUCAACUCAAAGUUUAUCAGGCAGAUCUUUAGACCACUUAAGGAAAGAUGAACUAAUGUAUUCACAUCUAGUACAAAGUGUCUAAUCAAAUCAUGUAUGCAGUGUAAUAAAAAAAAUAAAAUUCAUAUAUAUGAUGAUAACAUAAAUAAGUUAUAGUAAAAUGUAGCACAAAUUAAAUGGCGUAAAUAAGAAUAUUUCGUUUAAGCGAAACAAAUGUUAGAAGUACAAAAUAGUCUUUAAAAAGACUUGAAAGAUGAAUCCACAUAUUUAUCUCGGAACAAAUGCUACGUGUAAGCGAGAUUUUCUUUAAAGAAGAUUGUAUAAUUUUAUAAAAUCAAAUUUUUUUCAGAAAUAUUUCACAAUUUUAAACUAUCCACUUUGAUACGGAUUAAACCUAUAAUCAUUCGCUGUAAUUGUGUCUUAGUGUUAUUGAUUAUAUAAGUGUGUGUAUAUCAUUGAUUUAACUAUGUGUGUAUGUAUAUGUCAUUUUGAUUAUGUGUGUUUUCCUCUGUGUGAUUUUUGAAAAGAGUUUUGGAGUUUAAAAAUGUGUGUCUAUGAGAGAGUUUUGGCGCAUAGCCGUUAUCUCUUAUGAUAUACUUGAAGUCAUCAACAUCUCUAUGAUUUCCAGAAAAGGCUACUUAAUCACAACAAGUGGCGAGAUAGGCAGACUUUAUCAAACAACAAAUAGCAACAUUCUAUUUUGAUAAAACUAUCUUAACAUAAGUCUUAUGUUUAAAAAAAAAACACAUAUCAUUGUGAAACUGAUCAUCGACGUAAGAUGAAACAUAAGUUUUUAAAGUAUAUAUUUACUUAAAUUACUUCAACACUGAACAUCUGGACAUUUUACUGCCUUAAAUUUUAAAGUAAGUUGCACUAUUAUUUUCUGUUUUAACUAAUUUUCAAUCUUAAUAGGUGAAAUAUCGUUUGUAUCGAAUGUAUUUUUUUUUUAACAAAACGUUUUAGUUGAUAUAAGACAAAGCAAACGAACUAACAAAGAUAAAUAAAUGUAUACACAUUUAUAUUAGACUUAGCUAACCCUGUGUUGGGCUAGCCGGAUCAUUUUUAAUUUUCUUUUUAAGUAAAUCUUUACAAUCAUGUUCAAAGUAAAUUAAUAUUUGUUAUGUUUUCAUUGUUUUUAUUUCAAACAAGUAACAUAAACAUAUAUAUACAUAAAUACAAGUUCUCAUUCAGGUGUUGACUUUCUGCUUGCGUCCGGAACACGGUUCAUAAACACACACACUCUCUGUCCAGUCUCUCUGCGCAUGCGCCCUAUUUCCUGGGCUGGCUAUCGGUACGGUCCAGUCCGCUAGUCCACCAUAACACCUCCCAGAACAAUUACAAGUCCAGUAACCUUGGUGCUCGACGUUGUCUUUGAGAUCUUCUGGGUAUGACAUAGUCUGAAGGUCCUGGAUGUCGAGGGUUAAUCUUCUUCUUAUGUGGACUUGGAGUUGCUGGAUUUGUAGACGUUUGAUGACUCAGGGUUGCCUGAGCUGUUGGAUAAAGACUUCCUGUCAUUAUAUCCAAACCUGGUUCUGAAUCUUCUUCUGCUCCGUACCUGGGGAGAAGUUGGUCUAAAUGUCUCUUCCAAAUGGGACCAUUUGGGUAAAUCUUUACCUUGAAGAGACGUGGACCCAUAACUUGGAUGAUUGUCCCGGGAGCCCAUCGUGGUUUAGAGUCUGUUGCUGUUCCAUAUACUCUGACGUAACAUGGAACUCCCCGGUUAAAUGAUCGACAAGGACUUCUGUUUGUCCCAUUGCGUACGGCUAUUUCUUUAAGAUGUUGUCCCUGUGCUCGAUGAACAUGUGAGGGAACUAGGGUAUCAAUAAGUGUCCUUAUUUGCCGAAUGUUCAGCAGUUGUCUUGGUUCACGUGCUUUAAUCAAUGAGUUUUGAUUAGCAAUGUGAUUUGUCCUUGUUUGAAACAGUGCGUCUAUCGAAAUCUUGAGGUUCUUUAUCGCGGCUCUUCCCAACAAGUUUAAGCUGUGGUUUUUCACUACAACAAAUGACAAAUUUGUAGUUAUUUCCCCUGCUUCAGCCUUUAUCUGCACACUUCCCAAAACAUUAAGUAGGUCACCAGAUGCUGACUCGUACUUGACCGCUACUGGGCUCAAUGUGGGUUGUCCCAGCUUUCGCCAAACAGAUUCCGACAUAAAAUUUUCUCCGGCUCCAGUGUCAAUUUCAAAUGCAAACCUCUUUCCUUCUAAAAUGAGUUCUUGAAUAACGGGCGGGAUAGUUUUUAUUUUAUUUUGCCUUCUUAUUCUUUUGAGAUGAAUCGGUUUCUGUCUUGGAUCAUUCUCUUUCUUAUUUAGCCAAACUCUUUCGAGAUGUCCUCUCUUGUGGCAAAAGCGGCAGAUCAUGUCUUUAUACCUGCAGACAUUUCCUUUAUGGCCUCUUACUCCACACCUGCCACAAGUUCCACUCGGAAAAUCCUGUCUUUGAGAUUGAGAAAAUGUCUCUGCUGUCUGAUGUUGCUUCUUUCUUUGUGUCUGAAUUUUAUUGAUAGGGGUUUCUUCAUGGACUGUUUCUUUGGCAUAUUUCGCUGCCUCCUCUGUUUCCUCAGCUAUUUCAACUGCCUUGUUGAAUGACAGUUCAGUGUCCUUCAUCAGAAACAAAAUUUUCAAUACAGCCUCGUUCUUUACCGAGCACAUGAAUCUUGUUCGUAAAGCUUCAUCUAGAGGAUUUUUGAUAUUACUAAACUCACAAGUCGCUGCAUCCUGUCUGAUCCUAGCUGCCAAUUCUUUGAUUGUUUCCCCCGGUUUUCUACUAGAAUCGGACCAAAAUUUGAACCUUUCCCUGAUUACAAAUUUGGUGGAGUCAAAUUGAUCCAUCAUUAUUCUAUAUAUUUCUUCUAUGUUCAAGUCAUUUAACUUUUGUGGUGGUUCUUUCUGUUGUACGAGGGUUGACAACAUUUUAUGCAGUUCUGGCGUCUGGCUUGUUACAAAAAUUUGUGCCUGCCUUUCCUUUGGGACAUUAUUUGCCAACACGAAGGUCACAUAUCUAGCGUAGUAGUCUGUGAACGUCUCCUCGUUACUUAUGAAAUGUGUAAACUUCAUAUUAGUAGUCGUAUUACCUGUUGCUAGUUUCAAAAGUAGCUCGUUCUGCUGUAUGAGCUUCUGGAUAAUGUCAGCUUGGGUCAGAGUUGACUCCAUUGUGUAUUUACUUCAUCCGUCCCGUGAACUCACUCGUGCGUAUCAAACUAUGACUCGGUUGUACUGAGUUGUACUGAGUUUUGUAUUGAGUUAAUACUUGCCAUCAUACUGUGUUGUUGAUGCCGAUCGAUACCACUGUGAUGUUUAUACUGGCCACCAUUUUGUUAUGUUUUCAUAGUUUUUAUUUUAAACAAGUAACAUAAACAUAUAUAUACAUAAAUACAAGUUCUCAUUCAGGUGUUGACUUUCUGCUUGCGUCCGGAACACGGUUCAUAAACACACACUCUCUGUCCAGUCUCUCUGCGCAUGCGCCCUAUUUCCUGGGCUGUCUAUCGGUACGGGCCAGUCCGCUAGUCCACCAUAACAAUAUUUAAUUACCUUAUUACAUUGUAAAAUUAGGAGUGGGAAAAUUUAAAAAAAAAAUAAACAAAGAAAAAAAAAUCAAAAUUUAAAUACUCCAGUCAGCAGGCCUGAACAUUAUACUUAUAUUGUGCCAGUCUGUAGGCCUAUACAGUAUACUUUGAUUGGUAUAGUCAAAAGGCCUAAACAGUAUACUUAUAUUGUACCGGUCAGUAGGCUUAUAAAAUGUACUUAUAUUGUGCCAGUCAGUGGACCUAUACAUAUGCAUAUGUAGUAUACUUGCAUUGAGCCAGUCAGUAGGCCUAAAAAGUAUAAUUGUAUUGUGCCAGUCAGUAGGCCUAAAAGUAUACUUAUACUGUGCCAGACAGUAGGCCUAAACAGUAUACUUAUAUUGUGCCAGUCUGUAGGCCCAUAAAUUAUUAUUACAUUGGGAAAGUCAAAAGGCCUAGUUAGUAUACUUGCAUGGUAGGCCUAUACAGUGUACAUACAUUGUGUUUGUCAGUAGGGUUAUAUAGUAUAAUUAUGUAAUAUUGUAAUGCACAUGCGAAAUGUAUGUUUUGUAACAAACGCUAUGUCCCAUUUGCUCUUCUCACCAAUUCAAAUUCUUUUCGCUAAGUAAUUGAGCUGUAUAUGUCAUUUAUAGUUUUAAAUCCUUCCCCUUCUUUGAGUCGAAAGCCAUUUUGCUGUCUACUAAUGACAAAUGAAUUCAACACUUCAGUAGAUACACAAAAGUAGGAAAACCAAAAGUGCCCUUUGCUCCCCCGAAAAUAAAACAUUUUGUUACGCCAUUAACGAACCAUUGUGUUGGCUUUUAGUUAUAGCCCGCCAAACAUUGGCGGUAGCAAUGCGUGAACUUCCAAUCAUACACUAAAGUGACUUGACAAAACAUGAACUCAAGUAACGCACAUUUAAGAAUCCAAAUAUUUGCUACACCCAUCCCACAUGAUACGUCACUGCACACUUUUUAUUUCACCCCCAUGAAUUAUUUCACCCCCAUGAAAUAUAUUAAUAUGCUCAUGUCCAAAUCACUUUUAAACCGAAUAUUUUUAACACAACACUUAAAUUGAGAAAAUUUUAUUUCCGAAAAGAAAAUAUUACGCACCAAACGCAAUUGCUUUAUUUUUAAAAAAUAUAUAUAUAUAUAUCAUAUAUGCUGUAGUUAUCAGGAAUUAUAUUUUGUGCGCUAGUGAACUCGUCAUUGAACCACACUCUGGCGUAUCUAAAAAUAGCCUGCGUGGUGUUUGAAACUGUUGGUGUUUGCCCUUUGCUUGCGAGUAAUAUAUAUAUAGAUAAUAGGAACUUUGUCAAGAUAAAUUGUAUACUAUUAAAUACUACACAAUUAUUAGAAUGUGUAUUAAUUAUUACCCCAAUCAGUUUUAUUGAUAUAGAUCUUCGAUUAGAGGAAUAUUCUGUAGAUCUUAUAAAUCAAUGCUACUUCUGUCAACUCAGACCUAACUAAUGCCGUUCUUUUCCUUGCUUGGAUUUCAAGUUGUUGUAGAUCUUUUUCCACAUCUUCCAUUCAAUCUAAGCCUAGAUCUAGUCUGUCUUUAAGCAGAUUUGCUCUGGGGUUUUGAUUAUGUACCCUCUUCACUCCUUUAUCAUAUGGCAUUCUUUCCAAUGUUCCUACCAAAUGUAGCCUACCCUUUUAAUUUCUGCUGCUAGCGUGGAUCCUGAUUUAGACUGUACAGUUCAUGGCUGGUUUGUAUUCUCCAUACAUAUUCAACCUUCAUUGGUCAAUAUAUUAUAUAUUUUGUCUACAAUUUUUUUAAUGAAAGUGAAUACGGGAGAAAGUUAUUAUUAUUUUAUUUUAAUAAUAUUAAUACCUACAUUUUUGUCUUAAUUUUGUGAACGGGUAGAUGGCUCUGGAGAAAAAUUAGCUCUCAUGCACCUGAUUUUUCAUAUUCAUAUACUUUUGGAUACUGAACUCAUAAAAAUUACUACUUUUUUUUUCUUACAUAAGCUGUAAAAAGAACAGUAACGUCUAAGGAAAUUAAUCAAUUUAAGCCAAGCUUAGUAGCUAUACCCUUAAUAGUCCAUAUUAAAAUUUUUGUCAAUUUAAAAGUAAUAAUAUAAACUUAAUUCCGGGCCAAUCUUAAAUUCUCUGUUAAUUUAGCUAAUAAUACUAUAACUCUUGCAUUUUUAAACGAUUUCAAUGGGUAAACUUUUAAAAUUUCACUCCAUCUAUCAAACAAAUGUUUCUUUAAGACAUUUCCGCCUGGGGUGGGGUGGGGGGGGAGGAUUUCAAAUUUUUGGGCGGGGGCAGUGCCAGUGAGCAGUGUCCAGAGGCGUAGCUAAGAGGUGGCAGAUGGGGCACACGUCCCCGUGGCACAGACUAGCGGGGGCCCCAAAAGAGGUUUGAUGGUAUUAAAUGGUUGAAAAUAAUUAGUUUCAGAGAUGGGGGUGGUGCAUAAAAUGCCCCUUGACGCCAAACACUCUAAUAAUGCCCCUGCAAGUGCCUUAGUAAGGGGGGAGGAUAAGGUUGUCCCCUCAGGUGUCACUUUUUCUUUAUAUGGAUUUGUGGCAUUUUUUUCGGACAAAUAUAUAUUUAGACUAUCCCUAUAUUAAACAUAAUUUGUGAAAAUCUAAUUUAAUUAAAUCCAUGCAAAUAGUUUUAAAAAAAGUAGAAACAAACAUUUACACUCUUAAACUUAAGUGAGCUAUUACAAUAUAACUUAUUCUUCCAUUAAAAUAUUCUUAGAAUUUUUAAUCCAUUUAAUUUCUAAAAUUUUACUUUUAAAUUGUACAUAUGAAUUUAUUGUCUCGGAAAAUAUUUAUUUAAAUGUUUGUUUAACCAAUUUAAUAUAAUGAGUUGAAAAGAAAAAUCACGAAGACCCAUGAUUCUGUUAUUCUGUUUUUCAAAUAUUUUGACAUCAAAAAGUCAAAUAUUCCUCUUCCAUUGCCAAAGAAAUUUUUUAUUAAAAAAAAAAAGAAAACAAUGAGAAUUUUAAAAAAUACAUCUUUUUGUAAGAUGGUAUUUGUUGGUGUGUUGCAUAUUUGUGUAUAAAUGUAUACAUAUUAAUGAUUGAGGGUGUAUAUAUGAAUAUAUUGGCUAAAGUCAACAUGUAUAACAUGAAUGUAUUUCUUUAACAUACAUAGUUACAAAAAAUGGCCAGCAAGACACAAGCUCAAAGAUUUAUAAACGUCAUAAAUCAACAAAUUGAUAUACUCAAGGGAGAGAGAAAAACUCUACUGAAGGCUGUAGACGAGGCUAUCAAUCAGGUAAGUGAUUAAUGAAACAGUUUUUUUUUUAUAUAUUAUAUUUAUUUUUAAGGUUAAUAUUUUGAAGCAUACGCUUAAACUAAGAAAUUAAAAAAAAUUACAAAACUAAAUUAUAGUUUAAUUCAUAAUGGCGUUCUUCAUCCAGAAUUAUUUGUGUUACUAAUUUAUAAAAUAUAUAUAAAACUUACAUUAAAAAACAUACUAAAAAUAAAUUAUAAUGCCAUCUUGUAUCUCAUGUGUAGGUACAAAUUGAAAUGGAUGCCUGGAUUAAUGGCGUAAUUGUUAAUCAAACAACAUGUGCCCAGAUGAACAACAGAAUUCAGCAAGUUACAAAUCUGUUAAUUGUUAAGUCUGUGGAAAUUUCAGGUGUUUUAUAUAUAUAUAUAUAUAUAUAUAUAUAUAUAUAUAUAUAUAUAUAUAUAUUAAUAUUGUUCACUUUAAAUUAUCAUAAUAAAAGCAGUCAAGGAGCUAAUUAUUCGAUUCUUUUAAGUUGAUUACAAAUAAUAAGAUAAAACAUUGUUAUCAAUUAAGUUGGAUGCCUUUAAAGAAAAUCCAUUUAACAACCUUUGCUAAAAAUGUUUCUGGUUUUAUACAUUUAUUUAAAAUCGUGAUCGCAGUGUUUUGAAUUCACAAAACUUUUUUAAUUUCUCCCGGAAAACCCCCCCAAAAAUAUAUAUUGAAAAAAUUGUUUUUAUCCAAAUUCUAUUAUAACUACACUUUAAAACAUUCAGAUCUAAAGAUUACAGAAAAUGAAAGUGAUUUGACCAAACAUCAUAUGCAACAAGCAAUGAUUCUAUGUUUCCUAAAACCAUUUACACAAAGGAAGAAAUCCAAGAGAGAACGAUGUUUAGUAGAGAAGAAACUCUAAUUUCAUCAGGUGAACCAAUUUCGCAGAAGUAUUUUUUAAAAAUAAUAAUUGUAAUUGUUUAUAUUAAAAUGUAUCCAAUGGAUUACUAUUUGUAUCAAAUAAUUGUCCAACUCUAAUUUUGUCAAUCAAAGUACAACGAAAGAAUGUCAACAAGAGGUGAAUAUCAUUAUGGUGGAAGAAAUAAUUUACUGAAUACAAACAUGAAACCAUAAAUGUAGAGCCAUUUAUUGGACUAAUCAUUAACUUCCCUACCUUUGAUUGAAAAUAAAUUCAAUGCAUUUAAAUUUCUAUUUACACACAGGUGUAGAUAAUGAUAUUACCACUACAAGAUUUGCCAUACUAGAGGAAGCUGUAUCGUCUCUUAAAAAGACAACAGAACAAGUUCAAGAAAAGCAAGAAAAUUUCAACAAAAGACUGGAAAUAUUAACAAACGCUAAUUUAAAAUCAAAGAAAAAAAUUCAAGAAAGACUUACAGAAUGGAGAAAACAAGCGAACAAUUUUCCUCAAAUGUGGAUGAUUUGUUUGAAACUGUAACAGAUUUUGAGGUAAAAUUAAACAGAUUAGAAGAUGAAAACAAGUCUGUUAAUGUCUCAAUGGAAGAACUCAAUAAACAGAUCAGCUCUGUUAGAACUUGUAACAACGACGCCCUUAUUUCUAUACAAGAACUGUCAAAGAGCGUCGAGAGUACAAAUCAACAUUACAAUAAAAUUUCCAAUAAAAUUAAUCAGCUGAAAAUAUCCAUAAAUCUCAUGUCAUCUCAGUACACAGAGCAGUUUGAAAAUAUGUGCAGUCUUAAUAAGGAAAAUGUUGAAGAUUUGGUAAGAUUUUUUUCCCACUAGCGUCUUUUAUAACAACGAUCCUAGCAAAUCAAAUACAUUUGUGUACGAUUUAACUUAGAGAAAUACAUAAUGCUUGAAAGUGUUUGAUAUAGAAGAAAACAUAAAUGUUAGACUAAAAAAUGAAAGAAAGAAAUGCAUGUUUAAUAUACUACUUUAUUUUACGAUUUAUAUAGCGAUAAGAAAAAUAACAUAUUUUAAAUGUUUCAGUGACCUGGCAUUUCUUAACCUUGUAAAUUUCUGAAAAUUAUUAACUACGAAACAAUUCGGAAAAAAUAAAAUCUUUGCCCUUUCCUUGGAUAUACAAUAAGUUAAUUUGAAAUAUGCUGUUUAUACUAGAUUGGUUAAUUCAUCGAGUUCUUUCAUACGUUGUAAUACGUCGUAUUAGCACUGAAUCAAAUGAAGUCCAUUUUCUCUAUAAGUGCAACUUAUUAUCGUAUUAGAGUCACAUACUGUUUACUUCAAAUACACAUUGUAUGGCGCAGCUUGCUAUCAUAGAGAAAUAAAACAAUACCUUUUUUUCCCCAAAGUUCAUUUCACAACUGACACACGACUAAAAUUUACGUCACAAAACAGACUAGACAAUAUGUCAUGAUAAGCAUAAAAAUAAGUAACCAAGUCGAGCGCGGGAAGAACGCUCACUAACUAAACGAAUCUCUCAAACACACACUGCGCGUAAUCAAACAAAAUAUCCAAUUAUUAAUGAACUUCCAUACUCAAAACUUGGCCAAUAGUUGUCGUAGGUAAAAAAUAUAUUUUCAUAAGUUUUGUAAGAAAUUCCCAGUGUUGAAAUGUUUUCUAUAUAUUGUUCGGUCUCUGAACGUCGUAGUAGGUUACAUUUCGUAAAUGAGACCAGCUGAUCGUCAAAUUUCCGAGUGCAGCACUUCCGAAACUUCUGAAAUACUAUUUUAUUUUCUUAUUUUUUUAAUGUAGGUGGUUUUGUAUUAUAUAAUAAAAAAAAGGAAUAUCGAAAAUAAAGUGAUAAAACAAGACAAAAACUACUUUUUAAAGUUAAUAGCCCGUUAGAUUUUAAAAAGUAUGUCUCCUGAGAAGAGUUAAGCUUAUUUUUCCUUAUUUUUAGAAUCAUUCUCAAAAUAAAAUAUUUUAAAAUAAAUGUUAUGUUUUUUUUUAAAAAGAAAAUUAAAAAGUUUUUAUUUAAUUUUAAUUAUUUUGUUGUUUUAGAUGAAUAAUCCAAUUAUUUUUUAAAUUAAUAAGAGUCAUUUAACAAACACAAUUUUUUAAAACUAUGAUAAUAUUCGCUUGUGCAUAGAUUGGUAUGGUUUGUCAACUGCUGUCUAAACGACUGGCUCCUCUAGAAACAUUAAAUGUGA
Molecule: messenger RNA, 17454 nt
Organism: Lymnaea stagnalis (great pond snail)
Lineage: Eukaryota; Metazoa; Mollusca; Gastropoda; Lymnaeidae
Source: the annotation of a GenBank genome assembly